AUGCCGGACGCCAUGUUUAUUUUCGACCAGUGCUGUUUUUGUGUAGAGUUGAGGGCUGGCUGUUUCGUCAUCGCCUACGUUCAAUUGUUCGUCGAAGCUCUGACUUUCGCGCUGUUCCUGUAUGGAAUAGUGGAGGGUGCAGUGCUGAUGACAUCCAGCGUGGAGUCCGUCAACGAACUAGCGUUCAUUCUGCUGAUGUUCAGCGUGCUGUUCCUCGCCUUCUUGGGCCUGAUAUUCGUUUUCACAAUUGUCUUGAUAAUCGGCUUGCAUAAGAGAAACAGUGGUCAGAUAAGAGCGUAUUUAAUUUGUGCCAUGAUCUUUCUUCCGGUAUACGUCACUACAGCCUUCGUGUCUUUCCCAAUGGUAACCUUCGCGGCCCUGGACAUGAUCUACAAAGUGAUCAGCUUGGUUAUGUAUGUAUACUCCAUCGUCGUUAUCAGAAGCUACUGGAUUCAGAUCGGCAAGAACAGGAGCGAUGGGUACAGAUAUACGAUUGGCACUUCU
Iphiclides podalirius (scarce swallowtail) is the source of this 504-nucleotide messenger RNA. The record is from the annotation of a GenBank genome assembly. Lineage: Eukaryota; Metazoa; Arthropoda; Insecta; Lepidoptera; Papilionidae.